Messenger RNA from Patella vulgata (common limpet), 6907 nucleotides. Its product is annotated as phosphatidylinositol 3-kinase regulatory subunit gamma. Lineage: Eukaryota; Metazoa; Mollusca; Gastropoda; Patellidae. The coding region runs from base 2712 to 4994 and encodes 760 amino acids. Gene Ontology annotation, molecular function: GTPase activator activity; protein binding. Gene Ontology annotation, biological process: signal transduction; regulation of GTPase activity. The transcript has 17 exons. The record is from RefSeq and is a predicted model, not a curated record.
CUCCCACUGCUAAAGACCCCUAUGCGCAAGCGAAUUAUUGAAAUAAAAUUAAACCAUAUGUUAGUCCCAAAAUGACCUAGUUUGUGUCGAGUGGACGUUAAACCCCAUUUCUCUCUCUCUCUUAUUUGGAUUAUCAGUGUAAAUUAAAAAAUUUAUUUGAAUUUGGGUGAGUCACUGUGACUCAGUGAGUAUGACGUUGGCUUACUAACCUGGAGGACCUGUGAUCGAUUCCUGCGUUGGCCGAGAAAGUUCAUCUGGAUUUUCUGGUGUGGUUCCCCCUUGUCAGUGGUGCAGGACGAAAGGGUGUGGCAAGGGACAACAUAUUAUCAUUUGGAUGGAGUGAAAAACAGGUCCUUUGUACACAUUGGUAUGCACAUGAAAGAUCCCUUGGCAGUUGGAAUUUAAAAUAAGAGUAGUUUGUAGUGCCUCUGUCUGGGCAAAAUUUCCCUCAUAGCACACUGUAUGGCAUAUGCUCGUCUUCAUUAGUCCAGUCAGAGUAGGACAUUAAACCCAAUUUCAUUUCAAAGGCAGUAUUAAUACAGUUGAAAUUGAGUGCUAUUUGUACAUUAAAUAAAGUAUUAGUUUUUAGAUAAUUACGAGGGUCUGAUUUAAGAAUUCUACGUCUGAAAAGGAUAGCUCAGUGGGGUUGAAACAAACUUUUGCAACCAACAAGUACAAUCAUUGAAUGAAUCAUAGACUUAAGAACUGCAACUGUAGUGUUGUUAUUGUCCUCGUACCAGACCAUCUUGUGAAUCUACCCAUUGAAAUCACCAGAACUGGACAAAACUGGCUAUAGGGCAGUCAUCAAGUACCUGCAACUGAAAGGACUAAUCCCAUCAUAGUAAAGAAGUGGGCUUCGAAAUUUAAGCAUGGCAGAGAGAGCCUUGAAGAUGAUCCGCAUCCUGAACGCCAUCAACAGCCAACCGUUCAAGAAAACAUUACCAGGUGCAUGACAUGAUGGCUGAUAGACAAUUGACCACUCUGCAUAUUGCCAUUGGUGUUGGCAUCUCUCAUAAGAGGGUUGAGCACAUUAUCACCAACGAGUUAGGAAUGACAAAAGUUUCUGCAAGAUGGGUGUCAAAGCUCUUGGCUGCGGAUCAGAAACGUGUCCCGUGACAAUCUGCGCAGUUUUGAAGCAAUCCAUGAUUGUGGCUUCGAACUCAUUGACCAUCCACCUUACUCACCCGAUUUGGCUCUGUCAGUCUUCUACCUGUUUUCAAAAAUGAAAAAGAAACUAGCCGGUCAUCAUUUUUCUAGUAAUGAUGACGUUAUGUCGACUGUGAACGACUUUUUUAGGGUGGCUGAGUUUAUAAAAAAAAAAAAAGAAAAAGAAAUUUGGAAAAAAAAAUAGAACUACAUGUAGAAUAAAGGCAUGUAGUCAUGUACUAAAUUAUUGUGAUACUUAGUUUUUCCUUUUUAAUGUUCAUGGGGGUUGGAUGGCCGAAUGGUUAGCAUGUGCGUGCUGUAUCAUAAGGUCUGUCAUUGAGUCAACUGUCCUGGUUUCUAUUUCCCAGUUGUACCUGACAGGGAGUAGGGUUGCCUGUCCAACCUCGUGGGUUUUCUCUGGGUCCUCCGGUUUCCUCCCACUGCUAAAGUCUCCCACUGCAAAUAAAAUGUUGAAAUAAAAUUUAACCAUAUGUAAGUCCCGUAAGGACCUAGUUUAUUUCUCUCUCUCUCACUCUCUCUCAAUGUUCAUGUGUCAUUGCUUAGCUUGGUGCCUUUUUUUUUGUUAGUUAAAAAAUAAGAUUUCCUGGCCUUGACGUUAUUGUAAAUAAAAUGGUAGACAUAUGCUCAAGAAUUUUUAAAAAUAAUUGAAAUAAAAAACUGGUACUGUACAGGGAGCUAUAGGCCUUAAUCACGGACUCCAAAGACUACCAUUCAAUAUGGACUCUUCGCGUUUCAUCGUCAUUUGUAACAAGGGACUCGAAGAACGAGACUAGACAUAUUCCACAAGUUAUGCCAAAUGGUGACCCCAUAUUCUUAACUGGAGAGCAUGCGCAAUAAAUACUAUCGGUGUGGACUGGAAUAACCAGACGUUAGAGAUUGCCAUGCGAUUGAGACUUCUGGUGUAUUUCGAUAAACAUAACUGAUUUGAAAUUAGAGUAAAAAGGGAAAAGAUUGGAUGUAAAUCAGUUUAUAUACAUUCAUAUUACAUUAUUAUAUGCGUUGCAACCCAUUUGUGUCAAUUUCUAGGUCUCAAAUAUUAGUAAUUUAGCUCCUUUAAGUGUUCCAGAGUUUUGUUUCUUGUAUUCAGUAAAUAUUUAAUUUGAUACAUUGUGUUAGACAAUAUACAUGUUGGUAAGUUAAUAGCAUUUGAAGUACCGGUAGUCAAAUUUCAAGGUGAUUUACUAAAAUUGUCCUAAAGCCUCUACUUGGCAAGUUUCCAACUAAUUCAGGUCACCGUGUGACAUGUGAUCUGCCUGUGCCCUACAUCCCUUGUUGCAGCAGCAGUUGUGACCUACUGAAUGGGUGAAAUGCUUGACAAGUUAUAAAUAGAAUCAUGACGAAAGCCAGCUAGCACAGAGCUGGCGCAGGCAAGUCGUCAUACAUUUACUCAGUUAACCAGUAGACAGCUUACUGUAUGGUCGAAUGUUAAUGUGCUGUACAACAUUUACCGUUCGAUUUGCUGGAGACACAUGUGCAAGGAAAGACGUUAACAAUUAAAAGUACAAUAUAUUUGUAGUUUUAAUUUGUAAAUGUGAACUAUUUUCAUGGCUUUAUAUUAUGGAAAUUGUGGUUAUGGCUUCACACAAGCUCAUAAAUAUCAGGAAAUGGGAAUAAAAGACGAAUUCCAUCAAAAAUCUAUUCUAGUGUGCAUUGACGAAUUGUGUGGGCAGAACUCAGACGCGCAACCGUAUGCUUCAAGAUUACCGCCAGUGCAGUGUGCUGAUAUGGAAGCCUCUGGGUGUUCAGCAGCCACAGAGCAUAGAUUUGCAGAGUACAAUUUCUCCUCAAUGCAGCGUUGUCAUCUUUGUGAUAAAUUUUUGUAUGGUUUAGUUCAUCAAGGUCUUCAAUGUCGAGAGUGUGGAUUAUGUUGUCAUCGUUUCUGUUCAACAACGCAGCCCACAGAAUGUAAUGUCCCAAAAUUAGAACGUAUACGAAGACCAAGUUUUACACAAAAUUCAGUCUUUGGUUUAGAAUUGUCUGAUGAAGUAAACAAGUCUGGGAAAGAAGCACCCCUUGUUUUAAUGAUGUGUGUUCAGGAAAUUGAACAGUGGUGUCAGGAGCAUAAUGCAGAAGCUUUAAGUGUCUACAGAAUAUCAUCGAAAGCUGAAGAAAUUAAUGAAGUCAAGGCAGUGUUUAAUCAAGGGGAUCCAAGCCAGGUUAAUCUGUCAUCUUUUAGUGUUCAUUGUGUUGCUGGUGCACUGAAAAAAUAUUUACGUGAAUUGCCUGAUCCUGUUAUACCUGUUGAUAUGUACAGUCGUUUUAUUGAUAUAGCCAAAAACAAAGCCUCUAGUUCUAAGUCAUUGCUGGAUUUAAUGGAAGAAUUACCUGCCCCUCACAAAAGCACUCUUCAGUAUUUAAUGGCUCACUUUUGUCGGCUGUGGCGACAUCAGCAUGAAUCAGGAGUCACAGAUGGUCUUGAUAAGCUCUCACAUGUAUUUUGUCAUGUUCUGUUACGGCCUCCAUGGGAAAAUAUCAUCGAAAUAGUUGAAAAUACCAAACUACACAUAGAAAUAUUUGAAGAAUUAAUGCGUAAUGGUUCAUGGGGUGAAGUUAUCCCACCCAUUCCAUCACCACCAGUUUUACCACCUAGACCAGCACGUCACACCCACUCGACAGCAGUGACAUCCCCAACUGUAGAAGAUAAAUUAGAGAACUAUGAAUGGUACUGGGGUGAUUUAUCGAGAGAAGAAGUCAACGAGAAAUUACGAGAUACACCUGAUGGUACCUUUUUAGUUCGUAAUGCCACAAGUCCGGGUGAUUAUACACUUACAUUAAGGAAAGGGGGCAGUAAUAAACUUAUCAAGAUAUAUCAUAAAGAUCACAAGUAUGGUUUUGUGGAACCAUUGGAAUUUAACUCUGUGGUAGAAUUAAUUUCUUAUUAUCAACACAACUCUUUAGCUAUUUACAACAAGACGUUAGACAUUAAACUACUGUAUGCUGUUGGCAAAAAUAUGGGCAUGGAUAAUGGAACAGCUGAAGAUGUUACUGAAGAAGUCAAUAAUCUUAUUAAAAUCAAUCAUGAAUAUGUGGAAAAAACUGGACUUUAUGAUCGGUUAUAUGAAAAACAUUCCAAGACAUCAUUGGAACUUCAACUAAAACACCAAGCCUUAGAUGCCUUUAAGGAAACCCUUGUCGUGUUUGAAGAACAGAUGGAUCUUCACAAACGCAACCAUAAAGAUGCAGCUCCUCAUGAAGUCCAAAAGCUGCAUGAGAAUUAUGAAUUAUUAAAGUCCCGCUACCUCAGUAUACAGGAGAGUAAAAGUGCUUUAGAAGUGGACAUCAAUAGAAAGUCCAGUCAUAAUCGUGGAUUGAUCAGUGAAAUGAACAGUAUGAAACCUGAGAUAAAACGCCUUUAUAAACAGAGAGAACAACUUAAAAAAUGGCUGAUUGAUCGAGGUAAAACUGCCGAUAUGUUAGAUAACUUAUUAGAAAACAAAUGUGAAAGUAUUGCUGAAACACAUGGAGAAAGUGACCAUAAUGUACCUCAUUUAAAUGAAUCCUAUUGGUUAGUCAACUGUGAACGUGAGAGAGCCGAAGAGAUGUUACGAGAUAGACCUGAUAGUACAUUUUUAAUACGACCUAAACCGGAUUGUCAUGUUUUAUCUAUUGUGUAUCGUGGUGCUGUCGGCCAUUGUAAAAUCUUCCAUAAAGACACAGGUUAUGGUUUUGCAGAUCCAUAUUUUAUAUUUAGAACAUUAAAAGACUUGGUUGUCCAUUAUCACAAAACCUCUCUAGCAGAGCAUAAUAACGAAUUAGACGUUUCAUUAAAGAUACCUGUGCGUGCUCCCCCUGCAGAGGCUGUUUAUCUGCGAAUGAAUACACCUUAAAAAUAAGAUCAACAAUACAAACUGAUGACUACAGACAAAGGUGACCAGGCCAGUUAUUGGCCAGAAUAUGUGUUCAUGUUGUUACUAUGUAUGUUCAGAAAAGCAGGAGGAUUUGGAAAGAACCAAGCAUUCACCUCAGCAUAAUCAUAGAAUGUGUUAUGGAUUAUUAUGUGUAAAAAUAAAGCCUUGUGUAGUUUAUGGAUAUCCUGGAACUGAUGAUGUUCUAAAUAAGUGCUAUAUUCGUGUAGAAGGUCUGUAUGUUGAUAUACCAGGUGCUUUAUAUAAUACAUACACCUACAUGUAUUGCAAUAACAAUACUUCAAGAACUUCACAACACUUUUUGGUGAAUGUAUGGUAUCCAUUUGAUAGAGAGGUGAAGAUACCAUUUCCAUGUUUGGUGGAACUUGUCCACACAAAAUAUGAACAACACUUGACAACAGCUAGUUUCUAAUAUAUGGAGUACGAGACAUGUUGUGUAAACCAGUGACUAUAAAAGUGUAUUCAGGUUUUAUGUAUAAAACAAACUAUCAAACUGUUAUAAUGACAUUUUUUGAUAGAAACUGCUGUGAUCUUUAUAUUAUUAUAACAUUAAAUAAAACAAACUCUACAAAGUGUUCAUAAAUUUCAAUGUGAGAGAGAUACUAUAUAUUAAUGUGUGCGUGUGUAUGAGUGUAUUAUGAGAGGUAAUGAAUCAAGACAAUGUUAUGUUGUACUAUUAUUAUUACUAUUAUUGCUACAUUAUUUUAUAAAAGUGUUAAUAUCAAGUGCUUUAUUAAAAAUCUUGAUGUAAAACUAGAGAGAUGGCAUGAUUUCUUGUUGAAAUAAGAAGAAUGGAAAACUUUAUGAAUAUAUAGUCUAAUAUGAUGAUUGUGAUAGUUUCAAUAAUAAUUAAUGAUUUUCAAUGGACCAGCAUCAUAAUUUUAUGUUGAUAACAAUAAAAGUCAUGCUACUUUCAGGGAUUAUAAUUUAAUAUUUCAAUGAUGCAUGUUUAUAAGAAAUUUGAAUUCAAGAUUUGUGUCACUAUUAUUCAGCUUGCCAAUAGUUUAUCUUCAUUAGGUUUUUAGUGUAAAAUAUUUCAAUAAAGUAAAUAUUCAAACCUUACAAUAAAUAUACAGGCUACUUUAAUGCUAAGUAAUGACUAAUGUUGGAGCCAAACAUUUCGAAAAUUGAAAUUUUGCACAACAAUAAAUUUGACAUUCAGAUAUUAUUAAUAUCUAACAUACAUGUAGUGAAACUAAAAGUUGGCCAGUAUUUUCAACUGAAUUGCAAUGAGUUUUAAAUAGUGUGUUUUGUGUACUAUCAACUCAUUUUACAAACUUUGUAUGAAUGGCAUUGUAAAAGGAUACCAAAGGGUGACAUAAAUUAAAAUGGCAAUUAUGACUAUCAUUAGAACAUGUAUAUGAUCAACAACAUCAUUUUAGAACUCUUAGAGAUUAUAUUUUAAUAGCACUUCAUCUCUCAUUUGAUUGUCAAGUUUUUAUUACAAUUACUAAUUUAAUUUUAAAUUCAAUAUGGUGCAAUUCAUUUCUUUUUUUGUUGCUUGAAGGAUAAUGUUUUAUAUAACAUUGCUAAAUGAUUUCUGAGAAUUUAUAGAAUAUGUUUAUAAUAAUCAUACAUUUGGUUAAAUUGGUAAUUAUAUAAAACAGUAUAUUUUCUACUCUUAUUAUAAUUUACUUACUGACAAAAUGAAUCAUGUUCAAAAUACAGUCUAAAAUAAAACACAUCUCCAUUUUAUGUACAUUAUAUAUGAUUAUUUUACGAAAGAAGUGUACAUACACAAUAUGUGGCAUAACUAUGUGAUAUGAACAACAAUAUUACUGGUAUGUGUAAUCAUUGUGCCUCCAUACACAAUUCUUGUACAUGAUAAUACUGUACAAUUAAUUGAACGAAGUACAUUAAAAAUGUUGACUUUA